Messenger RNA from Salvelinus fontinalis (brook trout), 3919 nucleotides. RefSeq names its product doublecortin domain-containing protein 2-like. The transcript has 9 exons. The record is from RefSeq and is a predicted model, not a curated record. Gene Ontology annotation, biological process: neuron migration; cilium assembly; intracellular signal transduction. Gene Ontology annotation, cellular component: kinocilium; microtubule organizing center; microtubule. Bases 813 to 2906 code for a protein of 697 amino acids. Lineage: Eukaryota; Metazoa; Chordata; Actinopteri; Salmoniformes; Salmonidae.
GCAACAUUCUUGCUUUAUAAGCUACUAUUUGCGAAUAACACAUUUCUUGAUUUUUUUUAACCAUUUUAAUUUAAAACACUUGCGGUGAGGUACUUCAUUGUUAACCAGAAAUGAUUUGAUAUUGAGAUAAAAACGGCUACAUUGGGCCUUUAAGGUUCCAUAUAUUUUUAUUUGCAAAUUGAUUCUAUUAACUUUUUUUUCUACAGAGUUAUACGUGUGCUUACGGUUUGUUCCUCAUUCACAACGUUUAUAUUCCAUGCACUUUUUUUUAGUUUAGUUAUUAACCCACCUGUUGCUUGUGGUGGUAUAGUUAGUGACAAGCGGUGUGACUGUGUAUCGUGUGUGUUUCUAUAGAAACGGCUCAACACCUGCCUUCCCAUGAUACCUCGGCGCUGAACCGUAGGAAAACGGUAUGAUACACACGAGACUUCUACGGUCACCUGGGCAUAACGGGGCACGCAACCUGACUCUGCAUGUGCCUUUUAUGAAGUCGUUCCUGUUACAUUCAGAAUAUUUUUUUACCAGGAAGUAUUUACCUGGAUAACAUGCACGCUUGAAGAACUCAGCUAUCUUCAAAGUAGCUUAACUUUCGUUCGGGUUGCGCAGUGGACUAUUUUAUGCGAAGUUCAAGAUGCUCAUUUGAAAAUGUGGACUGAAUGGACCUAAAAUAUCCGUAAAUGGCGUAUCGAUAGUGACCACCGUCCUAUCCUGUAACAGUGUGGUUAACUACGUUGAAAUUGGAUGCAUUCUUUUUUCUUUUUGGGGAAAUGAUCUAGCAUAGCCUUCGAUACUUUGACCCCCCCCAAAUCGUCAUGAACUCUGAAAAGCCCAAAUUUCUAUCCCAACCUGUCGUGAAGAACAUUUUCGUUUAUCGAAAUGGAGAUCCGUUUUACGAGGCUCGCCGGUUAGUGGUAAACCAAAAGAGAGUGUCCAAUUUUGACACUUUUCUUCGAGAUGUGACUGGGGGUGUGCAGGCUCCGUUUGGAGCGGUGCGGAACCUCUACACCCCGAGAAUGGGGCAUCGGGUGGCCUGCCUGGACCAUCUACAGAGCGGGGAACAAUAUGUCGCUGCCGGGAGAGAGAAAUUCAAGAAAUUGGAUUAUUCGCAGAUAGGAUCCAAAAAGAAGAGGAUGCUCCUUACUACUUCAGGACAGCCUUAUCCACAGGCUAAACCGGUGCCCCAGAGUCGAAUCAUUGUAUCAGCAAGAUUCCUGAAACCCAUCAAAGAGCCCUGUUCGAUUUUUGUGGUAGCGAAUGGGGAUGUGUUGAACCCUGCGUUAAGGCUGCUGAUACCCCAACGGAUACUGGGCCAGUACGACAGGGUUCUGGAGAUGAUCACUGACAAAAUGGGUUUGAGAAUCCUGGGGUGUGUACGAAGCCUUUACACCUUUGAUGGAAAUCAUGUGAAUGAUGGAAAGGACUUGGAGAGUGGACAGUUUUACGUGGCUGUUGGGAGAGACAAGUUUAAAAGACUUCCUUACAGUGACCUUCUGUUCACCAAACCAAGGGGCAUACGAAGGACUACAGGAUCCAAAGUGUCCUCAUUACCGCCCAUAUACACAUCCGGAAAGCAGAACAGAAACAGUUUGACGGUGCACCACAGUAAGUCUAUGUGGCAGUGCAGAGAGCCAGCAGACUCCAAGAUAUCUGCACAUGAUACGGACCGCACGUUGUCCUUCGUCAGGCAGAUCUCCCAGCAGAGACUCAUGACCCUCAGGAAGAGGACGAGUGGUCUCAGCAUCUCCCUGGGAACACAGGACAACGACGGGGAGGUGCAAACGGAUGAAGGCCCUUUAGAGAACGCAGACCAGUCUCCACAGAGUGACCUGUCCUCUGACGAGGUUAGACACACCUCUCUACAGAGUGACCUGUCCACUGACGAGAUUAGACACACCUCUCCACAGAGUGACCUGUCCACUGAAGAGGUUAAACACAUCUCUCCACAAAGUGACCUGUCCACUGAAGAGGUUAAACACACCUCUCCACAGAGUGACCUGUCCACUGAAGAGAAGCCAACAGAGGACAGUAAAUCUACUGACACAGAGGAGAGUCCAGAGGGAGAAAAAGGUGAAAAGGAGGAGACUGCAAUAGCUGAGAACUCCACAGAGGAACAAGGUGAUAACAAGGAAGAUAUUACUAAAACCACAGAGGAACAAGGUGAUAACAAGGAAGAUAUUACUAAAACCACAGAGGAACAAGGUGAUAACAAGGAAGAUAUUACUAAAACCACAGAGGAACAAGGUGAUAACAAGGAAGAUAUUACUAAAACCACAGAGGAACAAGGUGAUAACAAGGAAGAUAUUACUAAAACCACAGAGGAACAAGGUGAUAACAAGGAAGAUAUUACUAAAACCACAGAUGAACAAGGUGAUAACAAGGAAGAGAAUACUAAAACCACAGAUGAACAAGGUGAUAACAAGGAAGAUAUUACUAAAACCACAGAGGAACAAGGUGAUAACAAGGAAGAGAAUACUAAAACCACAGAGGAACAAGGUGAUAACAAGGAAGAUAUUACUAAAACCACAGAGGAACAAGGUGAUAACAAGGAAGAGAAUACUAAAACCACAGAGGAACAAGGUGAUAACAAGGAAGAUAUUACUAAAACCACAGAGGAACAAGGUGAUAACAAGGAAGAUAUUACUAAAACCACAGAUGAACAAGGUGAUAACAAGGAAGAUAUUACUAAAACCACAGAUGAACAAGGUGAUAACAAGGAAGAUAUUACUAAAACCACAGAGGAACAAGGUGAUAACAAGGAAGAUAUCACUAAAACCACAGAGGAACAAGGUGAUAACAAGGAAGAGUCUACUAGGACCACAGAGGAGGACUCAGACAGUGUGGUUGGGGAGAAGAGCCUGCAGACCAAGCAACAGGGAAGUCUGGAGAACCUGGUCCUGGAGAAAUGAAGGAUGGAGAGGAGAAGGAGGAGGAGGCAUCGGAUGAAGCUGAGGAGGUUGGAGAAGCAGGGGAUGACGGUCCAUCUUCAACAGAUGGAAAAGAGGAGAAAGAGAAAGUGGACGAGAUGAUUCAUACCAUGUGGAAAAGACAGAUGAGGAGGAAGUAGACAAGAAACCUGGAACUGAGACAGAUUCUGAGACAGAGGAGGGAGGAAGUAUACAAGGAACCUGGAACUGAGACAGAGGAGGGAGGAAGUAGACAAGGAACCUGGAACUGAGAGAGAGGAGGGAGGAAGUAGACAAGAAACCUGGAACUGAGACAGAUUCUGAGACAGAGGAGGGAGGAAGUAGACAAGAAACCUGGAACUGAGACAGAGGAGGGAGGAAGUAGACAAGAAACCUGGAACUGAGACAGAUUCUGAGACAGAGGAGGGAGGAAGUAGGCAAGGAACCUGGAACUGAGACAGAGGAGGGAGGAAGUAGACAAGGAACCUGGAACUGAGACAGAUUCUGAGACAGAGGAGGGAGGAAGUAGACAAGGAACCUGGAACUGAGACAGUGGAGGGAGGAAGUAGACAAGAAACCUGGAACUGAGACAGAGGAGGGAGGAAGUAGACAAGGAACCUGGAACUGAGAGAGAGGAGGGAGGAAGUAGACAAGGAACCUGGAACUGAGACAGAGGAGGGAGGAAGUAGACAAGGAACCUGGAACUGAGACAGAGGAGGGAGGAAGUAGACAAGGAACCUGGAACUGAGACAGAUUCUGAGACAGAGGAGGGAGGAAGUAGACAAGGAACCUGGAACUGAGACAGAGGAGGGAGGAAGUAGACAAGAAACCUGGAACUGAGACAGAUUCUGAGACAGAGGAGGGAGGAAGUAGACAAGGAACCUGGAACUGAGACAGUGGAGGGAGGAAGUAGACAAGAAACCUGGAACUGAGGUAGUGGAGGGAGGAAGUAGACAAGAAACCUGGAACUGAGACAGAGGAGGGAGGAAGUAGACAAGAAACCUGGAACUGAGACA